Molecule: messenger RNA, 2825 nt
Organism: Galleria mellonella (greater wax moth)
Lineage: Eukaryota; Metazoa; Arthropoda; Insecta; Lepidoptera; Pyralidae
Product: T-box transcription factor TBX20-like
Exons: 7
Coding region: 500-2074 (524 amino acids)
Biological process (GO): heart development; positive regulation of DNA-templated transcription; cell fate specification
Cellular component (GO): nucleus
Molecular function (GO): RNA polymerase II cis-regulatory region sequence-specific DNA binding; DNA-binding transcription factor activity, RNA polymerase II-specific
Source: RefSeq, a predicted model, not a curated record
GGAGUGUGGUGGCAUAGGGCGGCGAUGCAGGCCCCUCCCUGUGGCGCGCCGCCUCGCUGCCGCCUCAGUCGAGUCGACAUCGCGCCAAGUCGCACCGGUCCGCUGCUAUAGCGCCACGGCCGCGCGUAAAAAGUUUCAACUAAUCCGAAACUUACGAGCGUAGUGACAAUACUCCUAAACUGAUGCUAAACAUUAGCCAAAUAAAUUUCAAUACUGUGACACUUUAAGAACUGAUUUUACGAGUUUGUGUUAUUUAAUUAGAUUUUAUUUCUGUGAUCUAUCUAUUAUUAGUAGAAAGAAAAAAAGACAAGACCAAUUUUCAAUAUUUUUUCUAGAAUCGAAAGGAUUUUCAUUCUGUUUCCUAAACAUUUAUCUAGAAGUUUCAUUAUAAAUAACAAUAUUUGCAUACUUUAGUAAGUGGUAGUAAAAGUAAAUCACAAUAGCGUCGAGACGCGAACUUUCAAGCUUAAGAUUGCAAAGACUAUGUCCUGUGUCAUCGAUGGGAUGUUCAGACGGUGACGGCGUGUGGACAGCAGGCGGCAGGCUGGGCUCGGAGGCAGUCAACUUGAUGCUGCUCCAAGGUGAAGGGAGAGAGCGGCAGGGGCCCGCCAUGGAGGAGGAUUGCUCCGCGCGCCCCUGUGCCACUGAUUUCUCCAUCGCUGCUAUAAUGGCAAGAGAUCGACAAGAAAGAAGAGAGAGGCGGAGACACAGGGACCCUCGUGAGGACACACUCACACCCUUAGAGAAAUUUGUGGACGCAACUGCAUCAGCAUCUGGGUCACCUUCCCCACCUUUGGCGGAGUACGAACGCGACUCUCCCGUAGACGUGUCAUCGACGUCAGAGGCAGGCUCGGCGAGUGGCGCAGCGAGUGGCUCGCGAGCACUCUCCCCACCUCCGCGGAACCCUCAGCUUGUCGAGCGAUGGUCGAGCGAGGACAUGCGGCACAUACAGUGUCACCUUGAGACGAAAGAACUCUGGGACAAAUUCAAUGAAUUAGGAACUGAGAUGAUCAUCACAAAAACUGGGAGACGCAUGUUUCCGACGGUGCGCGUAUCGUUCGCGGGAUGUCGUGCAGAGGCGCGGUACACGGUCUUACUUGACGUAGUACCGGUGGACGGCAAACGGUACCGGUAUGCAUACCACCGGUCGUCGUGGCUGGUCGCCGGCAAGGCGGACCCGCCCGCCCCCGCGCGGCUCUACCCGCACCCCGACUCACCCUUCUCUGGUGACCAGCUUCGCAAGCAAGUGGUCUCCUUUGAGAAGGUCAAGCUGACCAACAAUGAAAUGGAUAAGAAUGGACAGUUGGUGCUAAAUUCAAUGCACAAGUACCAACCACGCAUCCACUUGGUUUUACGUCGAGAAGGUGCCCUCAAUGCUCCUAUCACCGAUCUCGAGCAGGAAGAAUUCAAGACUUUCAUAUUCCCUGAAUGUGUUUUCACCGCAGUCACGGCGUACCAGAAUCAACUUAUCACAAAACUGAAAAUCGACAGUAAUCCAUUCGCGAAGGGUUUCCGUGACUCUUCACGUCUCACUGAAUUUGAAAGAUUCUACGUCACGGGGCAGCAUGAUGGAACAUCCUCCUACCCCGAUGACGUGCGCUUCAGCGCUGCUAAUCAUAGAGAAACGAUGGAGUCGAUGCUUGCGGAGCAACAUUAUUUGAGGUCACCUCUUCGGCCGUUCGAUCUCGACCAACACAACAAUAAUCUGACGUUAGAGGAGAAGGCGAUAUUGGCUGCGCGGUCACAGCUGUUUCUACGGGCCGCGUAUCCUCUGUACGGGGUGCCAGCUGCAGCGUUGUGGGGCCAGUGGGCAUGCUUGGCCCCGCAGUUACUAGCACAGCAGCAUCUAGCGGCGUCUGGGUCGGGGCUGCAGCUGCCUCGGCCGCUGUACCCCGGUGCACUGCCGGCGACAACCCAGCACCGAUUCUCCCCAUAUCCGCCGCAUCCGCCGCGACGCUCGUCUCCCGGCUCCUCGCCAGACUCGCUCCGUGACGCGAGUCCGCACCCGCCGCCACUCACCCCCCAAACACCGCAUACGCCCCACACACCGCACCCCCCACACAGCCCCACUUAGUAACAUAGCAGUAAAUAAAAACCUCCCCGAGGUCCCCCUACACCCGACAGUACUCUUUAUGGUGUGUACUCUGUGAAAAAAUGCAAGAUGCAAUGUGGCUCACUUGAUAACCGCUUGGAAUUGUAAACAAUACCGCCGUCGGUGCUCGACUCGACAUAAGUCGUGGCUCUUGCGCCAUGGGACAAUUAAAUUGCCUCAAGUUGGAGAAGUCUAGUUGAAAUGGAGACGACAUUUGUAACAUAUUGUACUAUACAUAUUUAAUUAUAAUUUAAACUUGUAAUUAUAUUGUUAUAUAUAUCUUUAAUUAUGUUCCUAAAAGUAUUAUAUCGUAGUGAUGGUUUCAAGAACUUCAUGUUAUAGCUCUAGUGUAUUAGAAUUAAAUACAUUGAACGGAAGCAUUUGGUAGUUUUUUAUGUUUGUUUUGUAUGAACCUCACGGUUCCUUUUGUAUAAGUUGGCUGUCGGUCGCACCUGAUUUCCGCUUUUUCAGGUAAAUUGUGCAAUAUAACAGAAAAGCAAAAUUGUUUUAGAGAACUUACGCGUGUAGGUAUAGUUUGUUUAGAUGUAGACUUAAGUAAAUUGUAGGAAUUGUACCUACCUAUUCGCUGUCUGUGUUUAUUGUGAAUUCCAUAUUUGUGGAUAAGAUGCAACGGACAAUUAGGAGUACCUACAUAGUUACUUUGUAGUUAAAUUAUAGUUAUUAUAGAUAAUAUAUUGCUAAAGAAUAAACAAAUUAAAUGUUUGUUAACAUA